Messenger RNA from Letharia columbiana, 585 nucleotides. RefSeq lists its product as uncharacterized. Lineage: Eukaryota; Fungi; Ascomycota; Lecanoromycetes; Lecanorales; Parmeliaceae. The record is from RefSeq and is a predicted model, not a curated record. The transcript has 2 exons. The coding region runs from base 1 to 585 and encodes 194 amino acids.
AUGGGUCGACUAGGUCUCGGUUGGCUUCCAACUUAUGUCCCUGCAUGCCAUCGUCCAUGGCACUCUCAACAUCCGUCCACGAUCGAAAGCGAUCGUCUAAUGGAAACCUGCGCCCGCUACGAGAGCAUCUUCCCAAACGACGGCAUAACCUUUAAACCCGAGAACACGCCCUGGUGGACUCACUGGCUAAUCGCGUUCGCGGUGCGCAAGACGACUUUGGAUCCAAAGGAAAUCUGCUUGUUGUACAAGUACAAGUACAGGGAGGUGAUACCUGAUAUAGACCGCUUACAGAUCCAGCACAUCGUCGCUGAUCUCUGGGACUACUUACGUGACGGGGAGCACGAAUACGCCUUCGAGUGGGAACGCAGCCAGGCAUCCGAGGACGCUCUUCGCGUCCUUUUGAGCGUGUGGCUGUUCGAGGCAUACCGGCCGGACAGUUGGCCAAGCGAAGAGGAAAGACUUCGUUGGCUUUCUUCCGGAUACCUUGAUCAUGCUGCAAGUGAAGAAGAAGCCCGCUCUAAUCAAUUCGCCGAAGAUGCUCAAGAUGCAAGCGGCGGCAUGGAGUUUCUAGGGCAGCGUGAAUAG